CUUCUUUUGUGUGUAUCCUUGACCCUAAUUGACACAAGUAACCAUAAAGCCCAGACCUUCUCCGUCCUUUCCAUGGAGACGAAGAAGCCGGAGCGCCACUGCCACGACCACGUCCACGACGAGGAAGAAUCCCAGGAGGGGGAAGACGCCCCCGCCAUGGAGCAUGGCGCUCUCUCGCUGCAUCGUGGAGCCACCUUGUUUGGUCAGCGGCACCACGAGGAGGCCGCCGCCGGCCGCCGGGGCGAGAUCAGGGAGGUGGACUUCUUCUCGCGGGACUCCGGCGCCCGGCAGCAGGACGAUGGCGGCGGCGGGCGCAGGGUGACCGGAGGCGGCCGGGACGACCUCAACAUCGGGCUAGACCUGCUGACCACGGCCACCGCCGCCACGGCGAGCGCCGGGGAGGAAGUGACGGCGGCGAAGAAUCAUAAGAUGGAGGCGUCAGCGGUGGAAGCGGAGCUCAGGCGGGUGGUGGACGAGAACCGGCGGCUGCGGGGCAUGCUGGAGGAGCUCACCCGGAGCUAUGGCACGCUGUACCAGCAGCUUCUCCAGGUCACGCAGCACCACCCACAUCAGCAUCAGCAUCCUGAUCUCAUGAACAACCGAUCGUCACUACCUCAUACCCACCUGAACACCAUGGGCGCGCCCAACACGUCGACCCGGCAGCUGCUGGAGGCGCGGGCUUCCUCCACGGCGCAGACGCAGCCGGACGCCGGAGUGGAGGAUGAGGCCAGCGACGGAGCCGGCGAGGCCUCACCUUCGCUGAGCAAUAAUGCUGGAAACAACGACUCCGACGGCAAGAGGAAGUUGUCUCAGGAUGGGACAGCGCCGUCGAGGGAGAAUGGCGAGCAGGCCUCGUCAGCAGAGCUGCCGGGCCGGAAGGCGAGGGUGUCUGUUCGCGCACGAUCUGAGGCACCAAUGAUCAGCGAUGGGUGUCAGUGGAGGAAGUACGGGCAGAAGAUGGCCAAGGGUAAUCCAUGUCCGAGAGCAUACUACCGGUGCACAAUGGCUGUGGCAUGCCCCGUGAGGAAGCAGGUGCAACGGUGCGCCGAGGACAAGACCAUCCUGGUAACGACGUACGAGGGCCACCACAACCACCCGCUGCCGCCGGCGGCGACCACCAUGGCGAACACGACGUCCGCGGCGGCCUCCAUGCUGCUCUCCGGCCCGGCCACCAGCCGCGACGGCGCGGCCGCGCUCCUGGGCCACCCGGCGGCGCUGUUCCACCACCACGCCAGCAUCCCCUACGCGUCCACCAUGGCCACGCUCUCCGCCUCCGCGCCGUUCCCCACCAUCACCCUCGACCUCACCCAGGCUCCCGGGAGCGGCGGCGGCGUCGGCGGCCUGCUGGGUCACGGCCUGCAACGCCCGCCGGUCGGGAUGAUCCACCCCGCGGCGGCCCCGGCGAUGCCGUUCCCGGUGCCGUCGCCGCUGGCGAUGUUCCUCCCGCAGAGGGCGCCGCCCACGGCGGCGGCGGUGCCGGCCGGGCUCGUCGCGCGGCAGCCGCAGCAGCAGCAGUCUGUGAUGGAGACCGUGACCGCGGCGAUCGCGGCUGAUCCCAACUUCACCACGGCGCUGGCGGCGGCCAUCUCGUCGGUCAUGGCUGGAGCCGGAGGAGCGCAUCAUCAGGCUCAGCCUACUCCCCGUGGAAGCAAUAAUACCGGCAUCGCCGGGGAGGCCGACGGCAGUGCCGCCGGUGCCGCCCCAGCAGCUCCGACGACAACGGCAGCCGGAGCACAUGCAGCGUCCGGCGGGUCGCCUCGGUUCGCGACGCAGUCCUGCACAACGUCGACGACUUGAGGAAAUUCCAUGAGAGUGCGGGGAGUCUGACCGACGGAGAGAUCAUCGCGAGCUGCACUAGGAGUAUUUGUAUGAUUGAGUGUAUUUAUGCACACACGCACAUGAGAUAUAUACGAUACUUGUUUACUAUGUACAGAUGAAAAUUUGGAAUAUACAGUACUUUUAGAUGAAA
Setaria italica (foxtail millet) is the source of this 1969-nucleotide messenger RNA. Its product is annotated as probable WRKY transcription factor 31. The transcript has 6 exons. Bases 73 to 1797 code for a protein of 574 amino acids. Gene Ontology annotation, biological process: regulation of DNA-templated transcription. The record is from RefSeq and is a predicted model, not a curated record. Lineage: Eukaryota; Viridiplantae; Streptophyta; Magnoliopsida; Poales; Poaceae. Gene Ontology annotation, molecular function: DNA-binding transcription factor activity; sequence-specific DNA binding.